This is a messenger RNA of Esox lucius (northern pike), 7321 nucleotides long. Its product is annotated as zinc finger SWIM domain-containing protein 6. Gene Ontology annotation, molecular function: zinc ion binding. Bases 1136 to 4048 code for a protein of 970 amino acids. Lineage: Eukaryota; Metazoa; Chordata; Actinopteri; Esociformes; Esocidae. The record is from RefSeq and is a predicted model, not a curated record. Gene Ontology annotation, cellular component: Cul2-RING ubiquitin ligase complex. The transcript is spliced from 14 exons.
UUCUCAUCAGGUGGCAACACAUUUUGCCUAUCCAAUCAAAUUUGAACAUCUAAAUAUGGUCGUCUAUCUUAUAAAAACAGUUUUAGGAUAAAUGUAUAUUUCUAGUCAUCAUUACUGCAAACAGUCUGAGAAUUUAUUACGAUUUGAUUUAUUUUACAUAUGUGUGCCUUGUGGUGAACCGUCUUAGGAAUGUCAAUGCCAGUGAGGAGUGGGGCAGCAGUAGUGACACCAGUAGGUACAGUUUUUCAUCCCACUUCAGAUUGGCUAUAAAUCCCCCUAUCAGCAUUGCAUAGCCUUGAGCUGGCCCCUCCGUCACAGUCUCUAUUCCUGAGGAAGGGGGACAGGAGUAGGCUCAUUAGCAGGAGAUAAAAUAACACGGUGACCUCCUCUCACAAAGGUAUGUGUGUGUGUGUGUGUGUGUGAGAAUUAGCGUACGUGUUUUCAAGUCUUAGUCCAAGUAUGUGACUUGGUGACAGAGUGACAUUGAGCAUGUGGGUUUUGAAGAAACACACAUACUGGAUCCACUUCAGAGCUUCAGCAAAAGCUACUUAAAGAAUUGACCAGGCUUUUCCAGCUCUUUUUCAGGGGCCUGCUUUGUCAUUUCAAGCAUUUUAUUCACAGAAGUGCAGAAUUUAAGAUGGGAAACUUAAAUAUUGCAUGACCCUGUUGUCUUUGAGUCUCUCUGUGUGUCUCUGUUUGAGCAGUAAGAAAGCUGUACAUACUGGCCUCUUUCAGAAGGGCCAGUAUAUACAGCACGUAGGUAAGUUAUCUGCGAAGUGUUCAUUUUAAAACAAUAAGGGUUUGUUGGCAUUGUUUUUUUUGGCCUGCAUGUCUUAAGAAGUAGAAAAAGAACAAAGAGAUGUAGCCAAGCAUGUUCCCUCUCAGACGUGGUCCACUCUGGUGUUAUUUUCACCAUAACCCAGUAACCUGGUUAGCUUGUUGUGAUUGAAUUGGGCCCUGAGACUCCUUUUUUCCCUUUGCCAUGUGACUGACCCUGGGAUCCUAUCGCCAUGGAAACAUGGCCGGGCCCGUGCUAGUGUAAACAACAGAUUUUCCAAAGGGAACGGGAGCACCGUCCAAGGGCUUCCAUUUAAGUGGGACGGUAACAGAUCCAGCUACUUCCUCUCAGCCGGAGAUGGUCUGCAGCGUGAGUGUCAGCUUUGACCGCUGUAAGAUCACUGCAGUUACCUGUAGCUGCGGCAACAAGGACAUCUUCUACUGUGCCCACGUGGUGGCGCUGGCCCUGUACCGCGUACGGAAGCCCGAGCAGGUCAAACUGCACCUGCCCAUCUCAGAGACGCUGUUUCAGAUGAGCCGAGAUCAGCUGCAGAAGUUUGUCCAGUACCUGAUAUCAGUGCACCACACUGAGGUGCUGCCUACCGCACAGAAACUUGCAGAUGAGAUACUGUCAACCAACUCUGAGAUCAACCAGGUUCACGGGGCCCCAGACCCCACGGCAGGGGCCAGUGUGGAUGAUGAGAACUGUUGGCACCUGGACGAGGAGCAGGUUCAGGAGCAGGUCAAACUCUUCCUGUCUCAGGGGGGCUACCAUGGCUCUGGGAAACAACUCAACCUGCUGUUCAGCAAGGUGAGAGAGAUGCUGCGUAUGCGAGACUCCAAUGGAGCGCGGAUGUUAACACUGAUCACAGAACAGUUCAUGGCCGAUCCUCGACUGGCACUGUGGCGACAGCAGGGUACCACUAUGACAGACAAAUACAGACAGCUCUGGGACGAACUAGGGGCUCUGUGGAUGUGCAUCGUGUUGAACCCCCACUGUAAGGCGGAGCAGAAAUGUUCGUGGCUCAGACAGCUGAGGAGGUGGAACAGCGUGGACGUGUGUCCCUGGGAGGAUGGUAACCAUGGCAACGAUCUGCCCAACCUCACCCACUCCCUGCCUCAGGGUGCCCAUGGCAACCAAGAGUCGCGUCCCCAUAGGACAGUGUUCACGAGGGCAAUCGAGGCCUGUGACCUCCACUGGCAGGAUCGCCACCUGCAGCACAUCAUUGCCAGCGACCUCUAUGCCAACUACUGUUACCACGAUAAUCAGGACGGCUCCCUAUUUGACGCUCGUGGAUGGCCCAUGUGGCACGAACACGUCCCAACGGCUUGUGCUCGGGUGGAUGCCCUGCGUUCCCAUGGUUACCCCCGUGAAGCGCUGCGAUUGGCCAUUGCCGUUGUAAACACGCUGCGUCGUCAGCAGCAGAGACAACUAGAACACUUCCGCCGACAUAAGAAAGAGCUGCUCCAUAAAGGCACAUCUAUCACUAACAUGGAGGGCUGGGUGGGCCACCCCCUGGACCCCAUCGGCACCCUGUUCAGCACUCUCACAGAGACUGGUCGGGGGACGGAGGAGGGGGCCAACACAUGCCUUGACCUCUCAGACUGUUCCAGUGUGGUGAGUCGUGCAGAGCUGCAGAGGUUGCCAGUUCAGCGGUUGCUAGGCGAGGGCGAAUCGUACGUGGCGCUGGCCGUGGAGACCGCUCUGAUAGGCUUAGGGCAGCAAAGGGUCAUGCCUGAUGGGCUGUACGCCCAGGAGAAGGUGUGUCGCAACGAAGAGCAGCUACUGGCCAAGCUGCAGGAAGUGGAGCUGGACGACACGCUGGUCAAGAUCUUCCGCAAGCAGGCCGUCUUCUUGUUAGAGAGUGGCCCAUACAGUGGUCUGGGAGAGCUUGUCUACAGAGAGAGCGUACCCAUGCACACCUUCGCCCGCUAUCUCUUCACCUCCCUCCUACCUCACGACGCUGAACUGGCGUACAAGAUUGCACUGAGAGCCAUGCGGUUGCCUGUGUUGGAGUCCACAGCCUCGCCAGGUGACCUGUCGCGACCCCACCACCUGGUGUCAGUGGUUCCCAACCGCUACCCUCGCUGGUUCACCCUGUCCCACAUAGAGUCCCAGCAGUGUGAACUGGCCUCCACCAUGCUCACCGCAGCCAAAGGUGACAGCCGCAAGCUCGAGACGGUACUAGAGUCCAUUCAGAAGAACAUCCACUCCUCGUCACACAUCUUUAAGCUGGCCCAGGAUGCCUUCAAGAUUGCCACACUGAUGGACAGCCUGCCUGACAUCACACUGCUCAAAGUCUCUCUGGAACUGGGCCUACAGGUAAUGAGGAUCACCCUGUCGACGUUAAACUGGAGGAGAAGGGAGAUGGUGCGCUGGUUAGUGACCUGUGCCACCGAAGUAGGUGUGUAUGCUCUGGACAGCAUCAUGCAGAGCUGGUUCACCCUGUUCACCCCGACCGAGGCCACCAGCAUCGUGGCCACCACCGUCAUGUCCAACACCACCAUCGUCCGCCUGCACCUGGACUGCCACCAGCAGGAGAACCUGGCUUCAUCCGCCCGGACCCUGGCCCUGCAGUGCGCCAUGAAGGACCCACAGAACUGCGCCCUCUCGGCCCUGACGCUCUGCGAGAAGGACCACAUCGCCUUUGAGACGGCCUACCAGAUCGUGCUGGACGCCGCCGCCACCGGGAUGAGCUACACGCAGCUGUUCACGAUAGCUAGGUACAUGGAGCACAGGGGCUACCCCAUGAGGGCGUACAAGCUAGCCACGCUAGCCAUGACCCACCUCAACCUCAGCUACAACCAGGACACCCACCCGGCGAUCAACGACGUGCUGUGGGCCUGCGCGCUCAGCCACUCCCUGGGGAAGAAUGAGCUAGCCGCCGUCAUCCCCCUGGUGGUCAAGAGCGUGAAGUGCGCCACGGUGCUGUCUGACAUUUUGCGGCGGUGCACGCUGACCACGCCGGGGAUGGUGUCGGCGUUGAACAGCCGCAGGAACUCUGGGAAGCUGAUGUCGCUGGACAAGGCGCCGCUCAGGCAGCUGUUGGACGCCACCAUCGGGGCCUACAUCAACACCACACACUCUCGCCUGACACACAUCAGCCCGCGGCACUACAGCGAGUUCAUCGAGUUCCUGGGGAAAGCCCGGGAGACGUUCCUCAUGGCCCACGACGGACACAUCCAGUUCACGCAGUUCAUAGACAACCUCAAACAGAUCUACAAGGGCAAGAAGAAACUCAUGAUGCUGGUGAGAGAGAGGUUUGGCUGACCAGGAUCAGCCCUUAGUACUUUUCUAUUAACUCGAGUCUGCCUUUUGAACUUCUUCGGACUCAAACACGGACAGGUAAAGAGUUUCAGGACAAAGCGAAACUAGAAGGAAAAAAUACUCAACAGAGCCACACGGUAUUAUCGUUCUUGCUGUUGUUACCGUUUUAAACGUUAUUACUAUUAUUAUUAUUAUUACCAUGUGUACAGACAUGUUUUUUUAUUUUGUUUUUUUAUUUUAUUUUUUUCAGAAGAGGAAAUGUGUCACAUUGUGAAUGUCGUGUGAGUAUUUCUUUAUGUGCGUGCGAGAGGAAAACGAGGAGAACUGAAAUGGCUUAUUCUGUUUUUUUUAUUAGCAUUUUUCUUUCUUUCGUUUUUGUUGUUUAAUAUACUGACUAUAUAUGUAAUCAAGUGGCUAAAGGCCCCUUGUGCAAAAGUACUCGUAAAAAAAACGCAUUGGCAGCCUCAAACAGACGCUAUGGCUUUAAAACCACACAGACAGGCACAUCUUGGCUAUUAGCUACAGGACUUAGGAAGCACUGCUCGGCUCCAUGAGAAAACCACCAUUUAGCUUUUCUGUCGGCUCAGCACUUGUGUUUUCUCUGGGUCAAAGGCGUGAGUUAGAUUCUAGUUGUAAAGUAAAGCUGUUAGACUGGUGUUGUCUCUUUCCCCCAAGCAUAUGCGGUAAUAAUGAAUAUGUGUUAGACUGAGGUCUGCAAUGCAGGACAACAGCAAUGGCACAUGCGCUGUAAGAUGAGGAUAUUGGGUAGUAUCAAAAAGAGUACUAGCAUGUAUUAUAACAGAUAUAUCCCAAAAUGUAGAAACCUGUAUGUGAGUUAAAGUAACUGCCCGGUGUUGCCAGAUUUUUAUGAAAUAUGUAAUGACUUGUAAUUACUUACAACAUGAGUGAAAUAGUUUUCUAAAAAUGUGUAUGACAGCUAAAAAUUGGUAUUGAAUGUGGCACACUAGGUUGGCAGUUUAAGCCAAUGUUCCGGGCCACAUAUGCCACUGCAGUAUGGGUUCUAGUCUACUGCUAUAUCUUCAAAAACUCUACUCUAUUUUACCACCUUUCAUUCUAUCAAUAAAGCAGAAAAUACCCAAUAUUACAUCUUUAAAAAAAAAGGAUCAAUAUGAAUGUGUGUAGCCUGUUGAUUGGCCGGUUUACAUUCCUCCAGUCGGCUGUUCAGCCAGCUCAUUCUAUAUAGAGUAUUACAUAACAUUAUAUAACUUGGCAGUUACUUUAACAUGAACAGUUGCUUGAGACAUUUCCCCAUACCUUCUCCAGCUUUAUCCACUUUACUUAAGGUCCAGAAAAUUGGUAUUUGGGGAAAAAGGUGUCUGUAUUCAGAAACAUGCCAAGUUCCUGUAUGCAGAAGACUACCCUGGUUACCUGACUGUUUCUGUAUUCAGACGACUAGCCUGGUUACCUGGCUUUUUCUGUAUUCAGAAGACUAGCCUGGUUACCUGGCGUUUUCUGUAUUCAGAAGACUAGCCUGGUUACCUGUUUCUGUACGCAGACUAGCCUGGUUACCUGUUUCUGUAUUCAGAAGACUAGCCUGGUAACCUGACUAUUUCUGUAUUCAGAAGACCUGCCUGGUUACCUGACUCUUUCUGUACUCAAUGCCACAGUACGUUGCUGCCUUGGCAAGAUAACCACAAGUUGUCUAAAACAGAAACACACCGGUACCAACUAGUUACCCAGACUAUUGAACGAUGUGUUGGACUCUGUAAUACACUACAUUACCAUAGUGAUCAUGGUUGUAGAAUAGGAAAGUGUAGCUCCAGGAUAGGCCAGUGUCAAUGCUUUCUGUGUGUGUGGAACCAUAGAAUAAUUAGAAUUCCAUUAGAAUUUGGUUCUAAUAGGCCUAUUCUAUGUGUAGAACCUUAAGCAACUGUCAACAGACGUUCUCAGGGAUUUCUCUAAAACUAACAGAAAAAGGAAGAAAAAAAAGUACAGGAAACAAAAUGUGACACGACACGAGCAAGCGUAUAUUGUGCUGUGUAUAUACAAUAGUAUAAGUCUGAAUAUGGAGGAUUCUAAAGUAUAUGUUAACUAAUUUAUACAGAGUAUUCUAUGUAAUGUGAAAUACUUGAAGCCGCUGUAGCUUGUCCUUUUUCUAUUUUUCAUUUUCUUCUUUUAGAAUUUUGUCUUUUUUGGCCUCAUACCAUAUCAAAAAGACUGAUUUGGUCAUGUUUAUGCUAGGUUACUGAAAGUUCACAAAUGGGGUGUCAAUACUAAAACAUUGAUUCUGAUUAUUGGACUGCUAUCAAGUUUUUGGAGUCUGGCGGGGGAAAAAAAUCUUUGUCUCUCAAACGGUCACUUUUCACAAUGAUCCAAUUGACUUCUGGAACUGAUGUGCAUUAUUGGAUUCAUACACGCCGCAUAGUAACGCAAGCACUGACUUCUCAUUACACGGCCUCAUAACACUGAUCAGCUGUGGAGAAACCACUGACCUCCAGUUGUGCAGAACUCUGAUCCUCAAGGCUUACUGGUCUGCCUGUUUUCUCACUCAUCGGAUUCAAAGAGUUUAGAGUUAGAACAUGGCUAACCAGUGGUGUGAAACCUCUGGUCCCCGAUUGAAAGUGACCAAACCCUUAAAACCAGCAGGGCUGUGAUCCUUAAGGACAGGAGUUGUGCUCUGCUGUGGUGGGCUACAGUCCUGUUCUCUCUUUCAUCUGACCGUGCCGCUUACAAGACCGCUGUCUCUUUGUACGGUCGGGCCAUUGUACUCAGAACUUUUUUCUUUCUUUUUUUUUUCUCUCCUUUUUUUCGAAGCGCUUUCUCUUUUGUUCUUUAAAGAAGAAACAGCCUUUUCUCUUGCCUUGUCUUAAACGCUUUAAAGUAACCAAACAGGAGUUCUAACAACCAAACAAAUACGUUCCAAGAAGUGAAAGCCAAGCCACCUUGGUCCCAGCUUUAGUGUCCUUAAUUAGUAACUGACUGGCUGUGUACACUCUUUGUGCUUUGAACAAAGCAGUUCCUCAUGUGUGUUUGGUGAAAAACGUCGUCCUGUGUCUCUCGUCCUCUAAUGAAAGGAUUUCCUCCUUUUCUUUCUAGGUGUUUUUUUUCUUUUUCUGUUUGUGUAGGAAAUGGAAUCUUCUGUUUUCCAGUUUUAUUUAUUACAAUGAUCCAUGUAUACAUACUUAUGAAAUUAAGAUUUGAUACACCGAUAUCAAUUUAUUUAUGUAACUAAAAUCACUGUUUUAUAAUCUUGUUAAUGAGUCGAUGAUUGAAUUUUUUUUGUUUUAAUUAAAGUUAGCUUUUUUUUGAAAGGUA